Messenger RNA from Vollenhovia emeryi, 897 nucleotides. RefSeq names its product biogenesis of lysosome-related organelles complex 1 subunit 4 (gene Blos4). Gene Ontology annotation, cellular component: BLOC-1 complex. The record is from RefSeq and is a predicted model, not a curated record. The transcript has 4 exons. NCBI's taxonomy places the organism in Eukaryota, Metazoa, Arthropoda, Insecta, Hymenoptera, Formicidae. The coding region runs from base 286 to 756 and encodes 156 amino acids.
AUUGAAGAUGUCGCGCGCGCGACGAGCCUCCGUAGCACUCGCAGCGCAUAGUAUCGUUGACACCUGUGCCUCCCACGACAGAAAACAGGAAAUACGUAUUUUCAAAUUAAUGAUCCUAGGAUCGCGAGCCAACGUAUCAUUCAUCACGAGCGAUAUGUCAGAGCUGUCGGCCUACAUUCGUCGUUUGUCGACGCGCUAGCGGGACGUUUCACGUGUAUACGCUUACAUUUCCUAACCUACAAUAGUACACGCAUACCUAUUUGUUUAAUUAAAAUAGCAUUAAAGAUGUCAUCCUCCCAUACGACGGAGCUGACCGAGCAAUUGGUUAAAGACUACGCGAGUUACGCAAAAGUGGACUGGAACAAUCAGGUGAAAAGUGUCCACGAUAUCAUAGAGGACACGCUGAUACGGCUGGAGGAGUUCCAAUCGAUUGUUUCAAUGGUGGAGAAUAGCAGCGCCGAAUGCAUGCAGCAACAUCUCCCAAAGUUACAGCACAUGAAGGAGGGUAUGGCAGCUCUUCGCAAGAGGAUCGACGCACUGGAGCACGUGGUCGCAAUGGCCAACAUGAAUUUGAGUACGCUGGAAGCUGCUGUGGACAAGGCCGAGGCUGACCUAGGUGUAUCCGACAGAUUAUUCGGGAUAUUAAACCCUUUAUCAUUUUUUAAAAAAGCUCAGGAACCUGUCGCAUCAAGUGCAAUGCCGACAUAUAAAUCGCCUAUAAUUUAUAGGUCUGAUGACUACUUUCAAAGGGAAUAAAAAAUGUGUAAGAGAAAGCUCGAGUUACCUGUUGUUGCGUUAAGAAAAGUAUUUAUAAUUUUACAUAGAUUAGAGUAAUGUUUAUGCCAGAAAACAAAGUUGAUUGAAAAACGUGACAAAUAAAUCUAUAACGGAUUUUUA